GUGGUUAUCCGGAAAUCAAUGGGUGGCAGAUGAGUCCACUAUCCUGCUUGAGCAAGCCAUGUACAUCCACGGAAGUGACAUCAAGUUGUGGGAAUGGUUUUCUGGGGCUUUUGGAGGAUGGAGUAGAGCUGCAGCAUUUCUUCAAGACCAAGGAUUUCCAAUUUCGGUUGUGGGGGCAUCGGACAUUGACCCACAUUCAACGCAAAUCUGGAAUAUGAAUCGAAAACUCAUCAACAAAAAGGAAGUAGUAGAUGCACAGAUCAUGGACGUAAGAGACAUCGAACACUGGGAGAAGGUAAUGGAAGCAGAAACCAAUUGCGUCACCCUUUCAUCAAGUUGCAAAUCAUUUUCUUUGGCGGGACUCAAGAAAGGGUGGCAAUCAGAAGAUGGACAGACGCUUGCAUGUGCUUUGCUGCUGGCGGCCAAACAUGGUUUCAGAUGCAUUCUAUUGGAGAACGUGGCAAAUUUGAAACAUGACCCAAAGUUGUAUCAAAUUCUCACCGCAGUCCUUGAUUUCUGUGGCCUUGAGAUUGCAUACGAGGGAGUCAUUUCCAUGACAGGCAUUCACCCAGUUGAAAGGACCAGACUGAUCAUGGUUGUCAAACAGAAACAUGAUGAAGAAGUGCAAGAAUCUGAAAGCAAUUUCAUGAGUCAUUAUGAACAAAAGGCUGGAAUUUCACUUUGGGAAACGAAGCGAUGGAUGACACUGUCAGAGGAACUCAUGUAUGAUUUGAUUCUGGAUGAUCAAACGAUUGAGAAGUACGCCAAGCAGUCGUCCAUGACAUAUGCCAUGCGUCAAAAAGUUCAAGUUUGGAAUCGGGUAUCAGCACUUUUUGCAAGAGCCAUCACUUCGAAUAUGGCGAUGCCAGCUGGCACAAUGAUGGCAGGAUACAAUCACCAACACGUCAUCGCUGAGACCACCGGAUCAAAUCAAAUCUUGGGAAGUCUUCGACAUGUCAAGGAUUUGACCUUUCGGUUUGUUCAUCCUAUUGAGGUUGUCCUUGCCAUGGGUUCUGUUUUCGGAAUUGUGCUUCCUAGGAAUAUCCGGCUCAGCAUGAAUGGUGUUGGAAACUGUAUUUCCGAAAUGCAUGCGCUGAUUGGACUUGCAACGGGUUUCAAACUGUGGAAACGCCUUUUUCCCAAGGUACGAUCAUGUCAUGAAACGCUGAACCCACCCCAGCCAGUACCCGACAUCCGUGCAUCCGAAAGCAUCCGAAAGCAUCCGAAAGCAUCCGUGCAUCCGGUGCCAAAUUGCAUCCGCCCAACCGCAGUGUCCCAGGGUUUUGGCAACGCAUCCGAGCCAACCAAUGGCAACCAUGCAUCCGAGGUUUCAGAACUUGUUGCGGCCGAAAAUGCCUUAAAUAUGGAUUCAGAGGUGGUUGGAGUCUUUGGAGAUGAUGAUGAAGACGAUCCAAUGACGCCCACAGAACCCUUUUCAGUUGUAGAAGGCCCGGAAUGUGAUGCGAACCAAGGUCCCCGGGAGAUCAGUAGAAUUGUGGAAAGAAUCACAAACAACAUCCGAGACGGCCUGAGCAGAAUCAACAAUUUGCCACACCAAGAUGACCCACUAGCAGCAGCCAAGCGGAGGCUAGAUUUGCUGUGCCUGAUGGGACCGGCCAUUGGAGAUGAUGAGAUGGCUUUUCAUGUGUCUGCGAUCCAACAAGCUGCACAAGAACCAUUUGCUUUGGUGCUAUGGGAUAGUAUUGCAGAACGCUGGAACAGAGAUCAGGCGUCAUCUUGCACAGACUUGUUUCAUGAUAGCCACAGAAAGUCACUCGUGUGUUGGAUUCAUGCGCAUUGGGUGCCGGUUAUCUUUGAGAACCGUCAUGACCAAAUCGUGAUUGAAUACAUCAAUUCGACAGCCUUGACUGAGUCACAAGUCCGAAGCCUGUGUGAACUGUGCAACUGCCGCUCAGCCCAUGCCAGUUGGAUUUUCCAUGAAAGUGCCCAGGGAUGGUGUGGUUUCGAGGCAUUGGCUUGGAUUUGUGCCAAACUCCAAACUGCACUUGCCCCGAUGUACAAUCAAGAAAAACAAGACAUUCUCCAUGACAUGAGUCAGAUAGUUGAGCAAGAAAAUUUCACCUCCUACUGCCAAAGAACAGAAGGAUUCAACGAGCAGAUGUCCAUUUGCCUGACCAUGAGACUCAGGUUUAUCCGAAGUGUGUUCGUGCGCCCAACAAUUGCCACAAUGCAUGGGUUUGGAACAGAUGAGCCAAAACCCAAUUUGAAGCUGGCAGGAAAACUUGCGGCAAUACUGAUUGGACAUGGGCAUGGUGACCAAGAAUCCAUCAGAGUCUCACAUGAGUUGGCAGACAGACAUGCAUCACAGGCAAGAAGUAUCCCAACUAUGAAGGAUGCCAGAGCAUAUGCAACCAUUCUGGAGCUGACUGUGCAACAUGGGAUACAAAUCAGUACACUCACCAAAACGCAAGCAGUUGCCAAGCUGCAGAAGUUCUUCCGGUUGAAGUAUGAGAAGCGUCGAAAUGCCACCAGUGAUGACAUGGUGUACAAGAACGAUCCUUGGAAUGUAGCAUCCAAUCCACAGAGGACAAAGUCCACGACAGUGCCAGGCAUUGCUCAGACAGAACCCAAGACCCGAGCAGCAUCCGCAGCAAACGAG
Messenger RNA from Cladocopium goreaui, 2620 nucleotides. NCBI's taxonomy places the organism in Eukaryota, Dinophyceae, Suessiales, Symbiodiniaceae. The record is from the annotation of a GenBank genome assembly.